GCGUGUGGCGGUGACCGUUGUGUUCCUUGGGUGGUCGUUCGGACCUGCUGCUCGUCUGAAGUCGGAGGAGGUGGAGAGUAAGAUGGAGAAGGUGGUCUGCAAGGAACACGGAACCCUAUGUUUGCUGAAGACUGGAGUGAGAGAUGGAGCUACCAAGGGAAAGAGUUUCUAUCUUUGUGCAAGUCAACAGAAUUCACCUUGUUCAUUUGUACAGCCUGCUGAUGUUCCUGUAUCUCACUGUCUGGUGCAUGAAGACUCGGUUGUGGAACUGCAAGCUAUUCACAAGAAAUCGGACACUCAGUCGUAUCGGUUGUACUAUCGCUGUAGUAAAGGAAAGGCAGAUAAUCUGAAAUGGUGUGGAAAUGUGCCUUGGCAGGAACCAAAUCCAAAUAUUUCAUCAACUGACAGAGAUGGGCAUCUUGAUGCACAACAGCAUUUCCUUUCUGUGAGUAAAGAGCGAAAUCCUUUUAGAGUUCCUACCAAGAAUCAGAGACCACCUUCUUUGUUUGCUCCUACUGAUAGUCGUAGUAACCAGGAUGCUGAGCCUGAAUCAGACAGGAAGCACAAUGGAGAUGUGAGCGAAUCGUUCCAUUUGGGUGGUUCACCACUAAUGUGCAAUGAGAAAGCAACAAAGAAGCCUCAUGAUGGGCUCAACAACAGUGAUGAGUUAUCUAAUAAGUCUGAAAAGCUUCAUGUUAAGGAUUUUGAGGAGACUCGGAAAGAAACAAGUCGUCACCUUAAGUGUGAUGCCAGAACAAGUGGCAUUGACUCUAGCAGAAAUCACUAUUUACCAUGUGAGCCCUUGCCAGCUGACAAAGGAAAGUUUUCAAAGUCGUCACGGAUAGCGGAAAAGGAUAAGAUACGACUAGAAUCUGUAAACUAUGUCCAUAAAGAAUUAUCUAAUCACUUGUCUCAUCAUGGAAACACUGCACAUUUGAAGAGGGAACAAGUGUCAAGCAGUAAAAGUGAAAAUGAAAAGUCGCUUAGCACUCAAAAAUGCAAUGUCAAGAGAAUAUCCCAAAAGACCGAGCCAACAGAUUUUCAGGAAAACCAUUUGCAGCGGAAGCAAACAACCAAAGUUGAGCAUGAUGCCAAUUCAGUUCUUGCUACACAUAACUCUGAUUCAAAUAAGCCAGCAAAUGAGGAAAGUGACUCUUGUGGACAAAUUGAUGCUGAGGUUCCUGCGAGCAUUGGAGCAGGAAAAAUCCAUACAACAUUAGAGCAAAGUACACCUGGCAGUCACUCAGUGGAUACCAAACAAAGCAUAACCACAAAGAAUCCAAAUACAAGUAAUAAACAAAGAACACUCACAGCCUUUCCUGGAUUUGAAUAUGUAUCGGCAAACACAGAAACUAAGAAUACGAUGGCACUGCACAACCAGCUGACUAUUCAACUUAAGCAGAAAAAGAAUAUGCUGAGAACAGUGAAUAUUACUGCCCUCCCUGAUAAAGGUCAAAGGUUAAUAAAUCAGGUCAAAGACUUGGAGGAUGCUCUAAGUGCACUGUGUCUGUCUGCUACAGAUGAACAAGAGAAAGGAGAAGAGAUGAAGAACGGACAGAGCAAUCCUUCCGACAAAACUGUCACCACCUUACGUAAACCAUUGCUCCAAGAGGAUCCAAAAUCUGCUGCAGUAGUACCACAUUUCAAUGAAGCUUCCUCCCUGGGCUCAAGUCAAUUUUCUAACCAGGUGUAUGGAGAUUUGCAGCAGCACAGCACACACAGUGGACAGAAAACUCAGGAUCAACUAUUCACCAUCAGAAAAGUAACCAGUGAGGCCAUUGAACAACUCCACAAAUCACUGGAGACUUGCCCAGGCACAUCUGAUGAGGCUGAAGAUCCACAAUAUCUCAAGGUCCCACUGCUAGUUCAUCAGAAACAAGCAUUGGCUUGGUUACUCUGGCGGGAGAAGCAAAAACCAUCUGGAGGCAUACUGGCGGAUGACAUGGGUUUGGGGAAAACUCUAACAAUGAUUGCACUCAUCUUGGCACAACGUUAUAAGGGGAAAAAGGAAGAGAAACUUCCAGAGGGGUGGAUCUCUAAAACUGAGAGCACUCUUGCCGUUUCUAAUGGAACACUCGUUAUUUGUCCAGCAUCUCUAAUCCACCACUGGAAAAUGGAAAUUGAGCGGCAUGUCUGUACUAGAAAACUAAGUAUAUACAUGUACCAUGGCUCAAACAGAGAGAAAUCAGCAAAGGUGCUUUCAGAAUUUGAUGUUGUUAUAACGACAUAUGGUCUUGUUGCAAAGGAGAUCCCAGUGAAGAAUGAAAAAGGAAAAUGCACAGCCAAAGAUGAGGAGGCAUCUUCUUUGGUUGAACCAAAAUCCUCACAUUCACCUCUGCUGAAGUUAGCUUGGGCUCGAAUCAUCCUGGAUGAAGCUCACAACAUUAAAAACCCCCAAGUUCAAACAUCAAUGGCAGUGUGCAAGCUCAAAGCUGGAGCUCGCUGGGCAAUCACAGGAACACCCAUUCAAAACAACCUCCUGGAUAUGUACUCCUUGCUCAAAUUCCUUCACUGCUCCCCAUUUGAUGACUUUAAGCUUUGGAAGAAUCAAGUGGACAAUGGGACUAGGAAGGGUGGUGAACGCCUCAACAUCAUCACAAAAAGCCUGCUAUUGCGAAGAAAGAAGGACCAACUUAACUCUAAUGGCAAGCCUCUGGUUGUCUUACCUCAAAGAUUUAAUCGAAGUCAUCGACUAAAAUUGUCAGAGGAUGAGGAGGCAGUUUAUUCUGUCUUGUAUGCUCGUUCCAGGUCAACUUUGCAGUCAUAUCUGAAGAGACAUGAGGGCAAAGAGCAUAAAGCUAAUUCAUCCCCUGGUGCAGAUAAUCCUUUCAACAGAGUAGGUCGAGAGUUUGGUAUUGAGUCUGUCAAUGGUGGACCUUCCUCGUCUCUCAAAGCCACACCCUCUUCAAGCACUGUCCACAUCUUAUCUUCACUGCUGAGGCUUCGGCAGUGUUGCUGUCACCUGUCUCUGUUAAAGACGACUCUCAAUCAAACUGAGAUGGAAUCUGAAGGUAUCACCCUCUCGCUGGAGGAGCAGAUGAAUGCGUUAUCAUUGUCGGAGGUCACAGCCUCUGACACCAAGUUGACCGUUACCCUAAAUGGAACCAGCUUCAAAGCAAACCUGUUUGAGAGCACCAGACAAAGCACCAAGAUCUCUGCACUACUAGAGGAAUUAAAACUAAUAAGAAGUAGCCCAGAACCCCAGAAAAGUGUAAUCAUUUCGCAGUGGACCAGUAUGCUGCAUGUGGUGGCAGGUCACUUGGAUCAAAUCAACUUGACCCAUGUUACCCUGGAUGGUACAGUGACUCCUAAACGCCGUAUGGACCUGGUGGAAGAAUUCAACACCAACCCUAAAGGACCUCAGGUCAUGUUGGUCUCCCUCUGUGCUGGUGGUGUGGGUUUGAAUCUCAUUGGAGGCAAUAAUCUUUUCCUGUUAGAUAUGCACUGGAACCCUGCGCUGGAGGAGCAGGCAUCAGAUCGAAUUUACCGUGUAGGGCAACGCAAGACUGUCACCGUGCACAGGUUUGUAUGUGAAGGAACUAUUGAGGACAAAAUCUUUGAACUUCAGGAGAAGAAGAAGGAGCUGGCAAAGAAAGUGCUGUCAGGGACUGGAGAAACAUUUACCAAGCUUACUCUAGCUGACCUUCGAAUCCUAUUUGGUGUCUGAGUCAGCGUUUAAGAGGAAAAUAGGCCUGCGGGCUAAUUUUUGAACAAUCUAACAUCACAGUCAAAGCUCAACAUGCAGGUUUUCAGAAAAUGCUACAAGAUUUCUAAAGCAUGUCAAACAUCUGAAUGCUGGCGUAUAAUUAUGAUAGCGUACAAAAGCUUCAUAUAUUAAAGACUUUUAUAUUUGGCAUAUACAUUUGCUUCAAAAGUGGGAAGUUCUCCCCACACACAAUUUGGUUAGAUCAACAAACUAAAGAUAAGGCAACAAAUUCAUCACUAAAGUUAGUUAUUUUGGUUAUUAUCUGCAUAAUACUAGGAUUUCACAAAUUGAUUUUGUUUUUAGCAUCAUUUAAGGUUGAAGCAGUUAAACCAUUCAUAAUAUUUAUAUUCAAAUAGAAUUGGUGAAUCAUGCAUUGUUAAUGUACUGAUGAGAGACUAAAUACAGCUCAAAUUGCAAUGUUAAUCAAUUUGGUUAGUGAUUAGACCUGCACUGUCAAAUUUAGGACAGAAGUGACAGUUCAGGCUUGUUGGACAACAGAUCAAACUUGGCUCAAUGCAUGUUUGGGGGUGGGGGAGAUUUAUUCUGCCUUUGCAAUGAGAGAACAUUCCCACCUUCCAUUUAUUCUCCAAUUGCUGUUCCAUGUGAGAAAUGUGAUCUUAAUUUCUCCUAUAUAAACAAACAAAUGUGCCAUUGCACUUCCUUUGCUUUGGCUACCUAGACGAAAGUGGGCUGGUUUACAUUUUUUUUAAGUCCCCAGUUUAUAACCAUGAUAAACUGCAGAAUUCAUCAUUCAAGUAUAAUGCACUGUUAGAUCUUUAGUUUAAAUUAAUUCUUCCACAAGUUCUAUCUGAAGAUCUUACAGAUCUUGCCAGCACUCCCACAUAAUCAUUAGUACUGAAAUGUGGGGGAAAAAUAUUGACUACCCAUGCAGUCAGAUUUGGCUAGCUAUACUGUUAUAGCAGAAAACUUUGUAUGCACCUAAAUAAGCAUUACAAUUUAAAAAUAUUGUCCAUCUAAUUUAUUACCAUGUAAUUUGUUGAAGGAGUUAAUAUUUUUUUAUUUUGCCUAAAAGCUUUGCAUUAGUGGUCAGUAAUGUGUAUUAUUGAUUCCUGCAGGUUGACAUUUACCUGUACUUACA
Pristis pectinata (smalltooth sawfish) is the source of this 4805-nucleotide messenger RNA. RefSeq names its product transcription termination factor, RNA polymerase II (gene ttf2). The record is from RefSeq and is a predicted model, not a curated record. Gene Ontology annotation, molecular function: ATP-dependent chromatin remodeler activity; ATP binding; zinc ion binding. Lineage: Eukaryota; Metazoa; Chordata; Chondrichthyes; Rhinopristiformes; Pristidae.